UCAAAAAAAAGACAUGACAGUCUCCUACUGGGGUAAUCAAACAGUUUCUAGAUCAUUAGUCCAAUGAGUCCGUGUGAGGGAUGUUUUUUAUAUUCUUAGUUACACACUGUGAACGACCGAGACGCGGAAUUUUAUAGUUUGUGGCAUGUCAGUGCGCUCCGACUCAUAGACGAGGACAACAGUCUGUGCUGUGCUGUUUGUUUUUAUUGUACAUGCUUUCAACUACAGACUUAUGACAUUACGCAAAGAGCCGGAGCGGGGCUGCAUAUGGGCGGCAUAGGUGGCACUCUCUACCUCAGCAUGUUGAAUGGGACUGAAACGCAAACCUUUGGAAAGAACACCGACAUCGGCAGUCACAUCCACCGUGGCGGCAAGGAUCUGGCAGAGUUUAAAAUGGGGAUUCAGGACGCGAGGUUUUACUACCCGGACUCGGUUCAGAGCGGGCAGGACGCUCUGGCUCUGCCGUACCACUCGGACCAGGCGGUGGGAGGGUACGGAGCUCAGCCCGGCAAGUUUUACGCACAGACCCUCAGCAGCUGCCCGUACGGCGGCGUGCGAUCGCCCCCAAGAAGCGGAGCCGGGCAGGGUUACAUCCCGACGGCAGGAGAUGGGUUUCCCACAGGCGGAAAAGACGUGUUCUCUCCGUCUCCGGAGAAUUUCCCGGCAAGCUUUCAGCACAGUUACCAGCGGCCGCCUCUCUAUCCUUUACCUGGACUACAGGUGUGCGGAAAGACCCAGGCUCUGCUCAAUAACUUCCCGCUAUGGGCCAAGUUCCAUAGGUUCCAGACCGAGAUGAUAAUCACCAAACAGGGGAGGAGGAUGUUCCCCUUUCUGAGCUUCAACAUCAGUGUUCUGGAUCCGUCUGCCCACUAUAACGUCUAUGUGGACGUGGUUCUGGCUGAUCAUCACCACUGGAGGUACCAAGGCGGAAAGUGGGUCCAGUGUGGGAAGGCAGAGGGUAACAUGCCAGGGAACAGGAUGUACAUGCACCCAGACUCUCCCAACACAGGAACUCACUGGAUGAGACAAGAAGUGUCGUUCAGCAAGCUCAAGCUCACCAACAACAAGGGCAGCACCAACAACGUGACACAGAUGAUAGUGCUCCAGUCGCUCCAUAAGUACCAGCCUCGUCUUCACAUUGUGGAGGUGAAGGAGGACGGCUCAGAGGAUGCCUUCCUCUCAUCCAAAGCUCAGACCUUCGUUUUCCCAGAGACUCAGUUCAUUGCUGUCACUGCUUAUCAGAACGCAGAUAUCACUCAGCUGAAAAUAGACCAUAACCCCUUUGCUAAAGGUUUCCGUGACAAUUACGACACGCUGUACGCUCCCCCCGACUCUGAUCGCCUCACCCCCUCCCCUACAGAGAGCCAGCAGCUGCUGCCAGGGAGCUGCUACCCCCCGGGCUACCUCACCGAGCAAUACAUGAGCCCCCUGCCACAGAGCCGCUUCUACGGCCGCGAGCCUAUCGCUAUAGGCCCACAACACAAAGACCCAACCUCCAGCCCUGGUCCUCACAGCCGCUGGUACCUGCCUCCUCAGCAAGGUGUGGCCCCCAACCGGCUUGACCUCACUUCCUCCUAUGAAGGGGACUUCUCUGGAAAUGGUUUUUAUAAACCCUUCCCCUUGCAGACAUCCGCUCACCAUGCACUCAGCUACUACCCAGACCAUCCUUUUGCAGCUUCUAGUAUGUCUGUAUCUGGAGCCACCUCAGCAGGCUGGAGCACCAGCCGGCCCACCCCUCAGUACCUCAACCAUCCCAGUAAACCUGGCCCCAGUCUGAGCUGGUUUAGACCCUUAUCAUCCUCUUCUUCUUCCUCAUCUUCAUCUACAUCACCUGGUAACCCCAGGCUGUACCCUCCCUCGCUCCUCGAGUCUGUGCAGCUGCCCCUGCUGCAGAGCAAGCCCAAAGACACUGUGGGAGUGGUGGGAGAGGACCCCUGGCUUGAACCUCCCUCUGUAAAAUCGGCAGACUCUGCAGACUCAGGUCUGUUUGAGGGCAGCGUGGGGGACAACAAGAAGAGGAGAGUGUCCCCUUACACGUCCAGCACUGAAAACUCCCCACCUCCACGCAGUGGGGACGUCUGCGAGAAGGACAGCAACAGCGAUGCAGACUACUAUGGCUACUACACCCACUGAAGGCCUCACGCAUUGCCACAGUAGCCACAGGCGCUCCCAGCCCCUUCAUGGACAUGUAUCUGUCCAUUCGGGUUCAGGGGCUGCAGUCAAACACCAGAACCGCAUGUACUGUCACGUCACCAGAGUCAACACAGUGUGGCCAGCCUCUCUAUAAAUUCCCUUUUCAAAUAGUCACAGGAGGAACUUUCAGGGUUACUGUCAAAGUUAGUGUUGAACACAAGUGGAUGUGACGGGGCUACUGCCCAGGAGUCACAUAAACAACAGACAGACAUAAAGACCUUUGACUUAAGCCUUUAAAACAUCUUGAGAAUUGGAAGAGAAACAGCUCUUCCUAUCUGCUUGCUUGACAGAUGCCUACAGGGAUUGUCUGCUCCUUCUGCAUCAGCCACUCUGUCUUUCUUGCUCCAUCUUGUCUAUCUCCUCCUUCUUGCCCUCAACUAUUCACUCAUACCCUCACAAUAUGCUCACGUUCAUUUACCCUGAUCAUUGUGAGCAGAAAUUACACUGAACUCACACAGUCUUGUCUGUGAUCUGGGCCCAAUUCAUUUAGUGUGGCGCCCUCUAGUGGUAACAUUGGAGCAUUUCAGGCUGAUAGUGCAGAGGCCGAGCAUCUGAGGGAGCUAAUGUCAGGGGGUUAAGAGAGCUUAGCGAGCACAUGUUCUGAAGAAAGGCUACUAAUCUGCCUCAACCCUGCUAGGAAAACGUUUUUAUGUGUUUCUUUCUGUGUGUGUUGCUGUUAAAUAAAUCCAAAGCCACAGCAGAAAUAGGAAAUCUGUACAUCAAACAAAUUAGCAUUUUCUGGUUCCAGCCAUUCAAAUGUGCUUUUCAUAUACUGUAUAAUAGUAAACUAAGUAUCUGCUGGUCAGACAAAACAAGACAGAGAGAGAUAUGGAAAAAUCAUUUUAGGCUGUGGGAAAUGUUAUGACAUUUUAUAGAUAAAAUAAUGAAUCAAAUAAGUAGGGAAAUAAUUCAUUCAUUCAUUUUCUACCGCUUAAUCCCCGAACGGGGUCACGGAGCCAAUCCCAGC
Molecule: messenger RNA, 3160 nt
Organism: Monopterus albus (swamp eel)
Lineage: Eukaryota; Metazoa; Chordata; Actinopteri; Synbranchiformes; Synbranchidae
Gene: tbx21
Product: T-box transcription factor 21
Exons: 6
Coding region: 268-2133 (621 amino acids)
Biological process (GO): positive regulation of DNA-templated transcription; cell fate specification; lymphocyte migration
Cellular component (GO): nucleus; chromatin
Molecular function (GO): DNA-binding transcription factor activity, RNA polymerase II-specific; RNA polymerase II cis-regulatory region sequence-specific DNA binding
Source: RefSeq, a predicted model, not a curated record